CCUUCCCCGAGUUUGUCAUUGAUCGAUCAGCACAAGGUCCGAAACUACAAACUCUGUGUACGGGAUAUGGAUCCGGGAUUAUAAGUUUCUUACUUCAAGGAUUAUUGUAAACAUACAAGCUCUUGCAUGUAGAUGCAGUAUGCAACUCAUCUAUUUUCAUGUUUUUCGCAAAUGUUGACACGAGUGUUGGCGAUGUUGUUCAUUCAUAUCUUUGGAAGAAGUACGUCAGGUUUGAUGUGGACCUGUAAGUCUUGAUCCAGUACAGCACAUGAAUGUAUCAUCCCAACACAAUGAAGCUGUUUCAAGACUUCUACCGGGUUUUAAUCUUAAUGAUUAUUUUGACCAUCCCUCUAUUCAUAUUCAUCUUAAGAGAUUAUGAAAUAAAUGUAACAAUAGUUCGUACUUCACACGCCAUCCAAAUAAAAUCGACAGAGCACCAGAAAUCUACUAUACAUACUACUAUCAUGCAAACGGGUUUGCGGACACCCGGUGCCGAACCUGAAACAGACGAUCGUCUCCAUAGUAACGAUACCAACGAUGUAGAUAUACGGAGAGACUUGAAUAAUGCUGGAGCGGUGAACUUCACGCUUAAUUUACCUAUUGAUUUGGAAGAACACACGCCCUCUAUCGACGAAUUAUACCAGAGGAUAGCAAUCGUUUCUGCCUUCUCCCAAAACCAUUAUCUCGAGGCACUAUCCUUCAUCGCCAGUGCUCAGAAAUACAUGCCUGAUAAAAAGAUAAUCAUCUACGAUCUCGGAAUAAAAGAAUCAGUUAUACCUAAGGUUAAAAAGUUGUGCAACGUAGAACUUCGACCAUUUCCUUGGCAGUCAUAUCCAGAUCACGUUAAGAACCUACACAAUUACGCUUGGAAACCGAUCUUAAUAGAUAUUACAUUGAGAGAAUUCGGUGCCAUCUUCUGGGGCGAUGCGUCUGUUCGUUUUAAAACCUCUUUAAAGGAUCUAUUACCCGCAUCCACACGUCACCAUGGAUACAUGAGUCACUGGCAUAGCUUCGAUCCGAAAACCAACACUAAAAUAAGACAUCAAUACUAUUUCACACAUCCCGAUAUGUACGCCAGCUUGGAUGUUGACAGAAGGAAAUAUUACGCAUCCAAAAACGAGGCUGCUUACCCAGCGGCAAAUCGGCAACUUUACAUUAACGGCUCGGUGAUUCAGCGCGCCGUUGUUCAACCGAUGUUGAGAUGUUCUUUAAAACUUCAUUGCAUUGCUCCUGAAGGUUCGAAAAUAGGAGAACACCGUUACGACGCGUCUUUACUCGCCAUCCUGGUAUACAAAAACAUGAACAGAGAAUGGACUCCACAAAACAACGACAACGUCAUUUUCGACCGAACAAUCAAUAUUCAGAGGAGUACAAAAGGACACGAAAAAGCCCGGACAUGUGCAAAUCAAUGACUUCCUAUUGCUUCGUGACUUUUGUUUUUCAACACGUGGAAAUUGAUGACUUCCUAUUGUUUUGUAGUCUUUGUUUUUAAAUCUAACCUGCAUUACUAAAUCGUCUCCCGUCAUCGUUUGCUUAUAUAUCAUCAUAUACAACGCAGAUUUUUCAAACGAUUUCUCUUGUACACAAUUUGAUGACGAAUGGUCGGGGUGGGGUGGGUUUUAAUUUGAUUGGAGGCAAAGAGACAUAAAGGCCGGUAACAUAUAUUCACAAAGGAAGUUUAGUCAAACCAUGUUUUAAAUUUAAGCCAUGGUUUAGUUAGACCAUCGUUGGUGAAUCGCUCUGAGACCAUGGUCUGAAAUUUAGACUGGCCUAAUUAUACCACGUACAGUUUGAAUUUAAUUUAGCCUGGGCUCACCAAACCUCCUUUGUGAAUACCGGCCAAAGAUUAAUUCUUUGCUUUAUCCC
Molecule: messenger RNA, 1866 nt
Organism: Lytechinus variegatus (green sea urchin)
Lineage: Eukaryota; Metazoa; Echinodermata; Echinoidea; Temnopleuroida; Toxopneustidae
Exons: 6
Coding region: 273-1412 (379 amino acids)
Source: RefSeq, a predicted model, not a curated record